Messenger RNA from Ixodes scapularis (black-legged tick), 4546 nucleotides. RefSeq names its product axoneme-associated protein mst101(2). NCBI's taxonomy places the organism in Eukaryota, Metazoa, Arthropoda, Arachnida, Ixodida, Ixodidae. The transcript is spliced from 18 exons. Gene Ontology annotation, molecular function: zinc ion binding; nucleic acid binding. The coding region runs from base 13 to 3033 and encodes 1006 amino acids. The record is from RefSeq and is a predicted model, not a curated record.
CUUGUUCCGGCUAUGUUCCGGUUGUUCCAUAGCUUCCGGGCUUCCGUUCUUUCGGCCGUCCGUGCCUGUCCUUGUGAAACUUGUGUUCAGGACUGUCGAUUUCUAAUUUCUUUUCAGAACGUGCACACUACUGUAGUGUUUUGCGGCGCUAUGGCUACCGAAGGUAAGCAGCCGGAGCAGGACGCGUCAUCGCUGACGGACGAAGAUGAGAAGGUGCGCAAGAAGGAAGAGCGCCUGAAGCGCCGCAGGUUCAAGGACAACGAGGAGGGGCGUGAGUAUGAGUGUCUCCUGUGCGACUGCAAGUUCUUCACAGUGUCGCAGUACAACGUGCACAUUCAGACCUACGAGCACCGCAAGCGCAAGGUUGGCAAGAUCUCUGCGGGUGCGGGCUCGUCGUCCGGGGACUACGGCUCCAAGAUAGUGCACUGUCGGGUGUGCAAUGUGUACACCAACAGCGCCAAGCAGCUGGCGGAGCACCUGGGAGGCCUCCGGCACAAGAACCUGUGCUUCAAGUUCAACGUGCCCAUCACUUCCCUGGAAGUGACCAGCAAGGACACCCACACCCUGGAGGACACCAAGCUGGUGGGCAUGAAGCUGCGCUGCAAGUACUGCCAGGUGGAACUCAACUCCAUGAACCAGUACGAAGAGCACAUGAAGAGCAAGAACCACAAGCUUCGCAUGGAGGGCAAGGUCUUGAACCCGGAGAAGAAGAUGAAGAAGGCAAGCAAGAAAUUUUACAAGAAGUGGUCUAAGGAUGAGAAGAAAGACGACAAUGAGGAUGCUGAGAAGGAGAAACCUUCGUCGGACAAGGCGGAUGCAGAAGCAGACAAGGCAGAGGAAGUGGAUCCCAAGAAGGCCAAGAUGCGACAGAAGUACGAACUGGACGUGCUGGACGACCUCCACAACAUGCCGUCCGCUCGGAACGAGAUGAAGUUCUCGAGGAAGAACAAGGUCAAGAAACCUCCAAAGCUGAAGCCUGUGCCCUACAUGUGCGACAUUUGCCAGGAGUUUAUGAAAUCAGCUUUUGAGCUGAAUGAGCAUCUCAACAGCGACGACCACAAGACAAACAUGCGCAAUUUUAUUUCCGGCAAGAAGCAAGCUGCCGAAUAUGCUUGCAAUGACAACAGUGCUUCUGGAAGCACGGAUGAGAAGAACUCGAGCAAGAAGCCGGAACUCUUCUGCGAAGUCUGCCAGCUGAUGCUUGAAUCUGAAAAAAUGCUGAAAGAGCAUCGGGACAGCAAGAAACACAAGUUUCUUGCAGAGUUGAAGAAGGGUUCACGGGCGGAGAGCCGAACAGGGAAUGUGCAGGCUGCUGCCCCAAAAGUGAAACCCUACUGCGAUGUGUGCCAGAUAGAACUGGAGUCUGAGGGCAUGAUGUCGGAACAUGUCAAAAGCAAGAAGCACAAGUUUCUGGUGGAACUUAAGCCUCCCGGAGGCCGGAGCGAGCAGCCCGGUCCGGGCCCGGCUCCGGCUGCGCCCGGAGCGAGGCACUCCAGGUGGGAGCCCGCGCAGCAGGGAGCGGCUCCACUCCAUCCGCAGCAGCGGGUCAAGCGGAUGCCGGAGGAGAACUGGGACGGCGACCCGCGGCCACACAAAAGGAGGCAGCAGCGGCCGGAGGGACGAGAGGAGCUCCCCCUGCUGGCCGCCCUGGCCCUGGAGCGCAAGGAGCUGCAGGCGGAGCUAGCCAAGCGCAAGCGGGAGAUUGAAGAGCAGAGGGCGCUCGUGGAGGAGCUGCGCAGGCGCCACGAGGAGGAGGAAGAGAAGAUGGUGCUCAAGCGCAUGAUCGACGAGUGCCGCCAACUGCUGGAGGAGAGGCAGCGUAGGGAGGCGCGCCAGGAGGCGGCGAGGGGCCACGCGCGGCGGGAGAGCCCGCGCAGCGACCGCGGAACUGGUUUCUGGAACCACAGCCCUCCGCGGGACGUGGAGGAAGGUUACGACGACAAUCAAACUGGGCCGCGCGGGGCCGCGGGCGGGGAGUUCGGAGGCUCUGAGAUGGACGCCUGGCAUCGGGGGAGGGCGCGGAGGGCGCUGUUGCCGAAGCCGGACGACUGGGAGGGUGGCCGGGGUUCUCCCGUCGAUCGAGUCGGGUUGCGGGGUCGGAGCGGGGACCGGAGAGGGUGGGAAAGUAAUCGACCCGGCGCGGGCGAUGUUUCGUUUGUCGAGGGGCCGCCACAGGUUCCGUUUGGCGACAAAGCCGGCGGUUUUCGUGACGCUUACGAUGACCGCACCGCCAUCGAAAAUAAUUACUUGGGCGGUGGCAGUAGGGUUUGGAGCGAGCGCGAGCCCGUUCGCGAGACCUACUUUGGGAAUAGCGACGAAGGUGCGUCUUCUCGGGGCGGUUACUCGGAAGAGGACGAGCGGUUCCGAAUCGGCGGGAAAAGGGGGGGUGGCUAUUCCCCCCCGCGGCACGGAUGUCCAGACCGCGGGUUCCAGGAGGUCUCCGGUGGGGCACGGAUGUCCAUUUCGACGGUCCCUCUCAGGUUCGGCUCCUGUCGGCCGUCGAGCCGUUCGGAGCAGCUUCUCGAAGCGCCCCCGGAGAAUCAUCCCGAGCGGCGGAUCGUCGAGAAAAAUCCCGUAUUCGGGACCGAAAGUCGGAUUUCUGACGCGGCGCGACCGGUCGGUCCCGCUCGUUACCUUGAACCACCGGCUUCCGCCGGGGACGGUUUGUUCCGACACGGAGAAGAACGGUCAACAGGCACGUCGCGUUACUCUUCCUGGAGCAACGAGAACUCCAUUCCCCUUCUUGGCACUCCCGUCGCGUUUCCCGAGAGGGCGUGUUCGAGAGAUUUCGACUCCGGGGGCCAGAACGCCCCUGCGGACUGGCAGGGAGAACGGGCCGCCCCCGCGUGGGGACGCGACGAGUUGACGGGACAUCCCGAGAGGCCGUACGGAACGGAUCUGCACGACCGGGACAGGGGCCCCGCUCCGGGAGGGCCGAGGUCUCCCUGGCGAGACGGAGGCUCCCCUAUGCCGGAGACGCGGAGUCUCUGGGGUGCAAACCCACCUCGCAUUCCUGGCUUAGACUUCGUUUAGCUUUCGACGGAGCGUGUCUGGACCGGAACGGUGGGCUGACAGUCUCGUGUCUGUUGACGUUGCGAAGCAACUGCGUUUUUUUGAGGGGCUGUUGCGUCCAGGUUCACUUCUCUUUUGUGUCAUUGUUUUUGUCCCCCUUGUAAAUAAAGGGUACUAUGUGCACUGGGACAUUAAAGGGAGGGGGGUUUAAAAGGGAAACUAAUAGAGUGGUAAUGGGAGAAAACAGCGUAAAAAAGACGCAAGGAGAAGUAGACAAAAGACACAAACAGUGCUUGCUCACAAAUUCAUUUUCUUCCUCUUCUGCAACACACAAAAGCAAUGAAAAGGAAAAUAAAGAAAGAAAACGAUUUAAUCAUAGUAGGAGACUUAGUCAUUACAAGAAAAGUAAGCGAAGUGUUACAGAAUAUCUAACAUAUCUAACAAGAUGCAAAACAAACACUAAUAGGGUGGAUUGGUAGAUACAUGAAAAUAAAAAAUCUUAAGUAUUUAAAUUUUUUUUUCCGUCCAUUAUUUUCCUAAAAGCUCGUUGCAGAGUUGUCAAUUAUGCUAGGCAGUGUUUUUCCUAAUCUGCAUUCCUGGUACUAAAACAGUUCAUAAAAUAAUUUAUGACUUUUUUUUACAGGUCCGGUCUGUGGGCACUACCAUCUUGCUCAGUGGGGUGCACUUGGGCGCAGCCAUAAUAUGAUUACGCCGUCUUAGUAAGGCUUUGUAAUAGGAUUAUGACGCGUCCAAGCGUACCCCAUCCGAGCAAGAUGGCGUGCCCUGAAGCCGGACUUGCAAACGUGUAUAGGCGGUGACAAGUCAAGUGUAAAGUGGAAGUUCCUCCUACCUCUUUCCACUUUAGCAGAGCAAAUGCUGGAGAGAAGGUUGCCUCCUCUCGAGCAUUCGCUCUGCCUAAAGGCCGACCUACAAAAUCCUCUUCUGCCGGGCAGAAAACGGCUCCCGGUUUCCUUCUCUCCCUUUUUUGCACUCCUCCUCCUCCACACAAGGGUUUGAGUUACUUCUCGCAGGGAGGAGGGAGCUCUUGCUCGAAUGGAAAAGAGGAAUGGCGGGAAAGUAUCCUCCUUUCUGCUUGUUGGUUGGCCUUUAAGUGGAAAGAGGUGGGAGGAGCUUUCACUUUACUCUUGUCACAGACUAUAGCACUAUAAAAUUCCACUGAACAAAAUAGACAAUUGAGUAGUUCCAUUCAAGUUUGAGCUAUAAAUACAACUGUUCAAACAUUUAUAUAAAAAAACUGCAUGGUGCAGAGGAAGUACAUAGGCAAAAAAGAAUAUUGUAGUAUUGAUAACAAUUCUACUAAAUUUCAUAAACCUUCAGUUACGAACAUUUUAGAACCACUUUGUUAGUUUCACUUUGAAACUCGCCCACCUUAAUUUCAUCUUUUCAUAUCUGUGGAGUAUUUUGGCGCAGGAAAUCUUUUAUUCUACGAUUAGUGAUAGCCUAGAGAGAAAAAGUUGUCAAUAUCGCGGCAAAUUUGUGUUUGAGGGGAAUAAAAUUAUGAUCUGUUCCUGAA